GCUUCCGGCGCUGCGGCGGUCCAGGUUGAAAAUGGCGGCGGCUGUGUCCAGGAUUUCUGGGCUGCUGGGUCGGCCCCGCCCGCAGCUGGGGCGGCCUAUGUCGAGCGGAGCCCACGGCGAAGAGGGCUCAGCUCGCAUGUGGAGGGCCCUCACCUUCUUCGUCGCGCUGCCCGGGGUGGGAGUGAGCAUGCUGAAUGUCUUCUUGAAGUCGCGCCACGGAGAGCACGAGAGACCCGAGUUCGUCCCCUACCCCCAUCUUCGCAUCAGGACCAAGCCCUUUCCCUGGGGAGAUGGUAACCAUACUCUAUUCCACAACCCUCAUGUGAAUCCGCUUCCAACUGGCUAUGAAGAUGAAUAGAGAACCUGGACCACUACCCAGGCACUGGGGACCACAGCAUUGGUUUGGACCAUCACUCUGCACACGGACCAGAAAAAGUGUACGGGACCUUACGCUCACCUUCUUUUAUCAAAUGAUUACCAGUAUACUGAUCUCCCAUCCCUUUGCUUGUGGCAGGAGAUGGCUUAAAUAAACACUUUAAACUUAGAUUGGUCAUGA
Molecule: messenger RNA, 556 nt
Organism: Propithecus coquereli (Coquerel's sifaka)
Lineage: Eukaryota; Metazoa; Chordata; Mammalia; Primates; Indriidae
Product: cytochrome c oxidase subunit 6A1, mitochondrial
Exons: 3
Coding region: 32-358 (108 amino acids)
Biological process (GO): mitochondrial electron transport, cytochrome c to oxygen
Cellular component (GO): mitochondrial inner membrane
Molecular function (GO): enzyme regulator activity
Source: RefSeq, a predicted model, not a curated record